Branchiostoma floridae (Florida lancelet) is the source of this 2301-nucleotide messenger RNA. RefSeq lists its product as uncharacterized. Lineage: Eukaryota; Metazoa; Chordata; Leptocardii; Amphioxiformes; Branchiostomatidae. Gene Ontology annotation, molecular function: calcium ion binding. The coding region runs from base 16 to 681 and encodes 221 amino acids. The record is from RefSeq and is a predicted model, not a curated record. The transcript is spliced from 7 exons.
GAAACUGUCGAUGCCAUGGAGAACAGGAAGACGAUUCGCGCCCUUAUCGACAAAUUUCUGACAUCUCUGAAGAUUCAAAACACAGACCACAACGCAAGCAUCAGCAGGGAUGAACUGCACAGAGCUUUUGAGGAGGCAGGGAUCACGUCGCUAACGGAUGGCGAAAAGAAGAAGCUGUUUGGCGAGGGACAUUACGUCGAUCAACUUUUUGAUCAAAUGGAUGCGGAUAAGGAUGGACAGCUAACCUACCAAGAGGUCCAUGAAUUCUUUGGCAACAAGGGUUUCCAUUGGUUGACCAGGUGUUUGGGAAGGAGGAAAGAACAGACCACGAGUUUGAAAGACUACACCAUGAAAUAUAUGGAUCUGCUCGGUGUUCUCGGUAAAAAGGUCUACUGUAAGGCUCUCGACGUGGAUAGAAGUAUUGGUGUGGACAGCGACUACGUGAAGACCACAGACUUCACACUGGACAACGAGGACAAAAUCUUCCUGUUUAAGAGAGGAGCCAGCGGUGCUCGCGCCUUUUUACGGACCUACAUCACAAAACACGAGCUCCGGCCCACCGUGCCUACCCCGGAGACCCGCCGGAGGAGCAGCGUUCUCUUCGCGCCCUACGUCCUGGCCAUGAAAACCAUCAGACAGCUCAAGGGCAAAAGAUCUGCCCAAGUUGCGGUGUCCAUUUAGCUCAGUAUGGUCAACAAGGUGGCUAGUCUCCUUCGCAGACUUCUUGGAGCGCCGGUGGUCACUUACUUCCCAGCAUUACUAAUUAGAAAACCUAAUGGCUUAGCCCAUGUUGAAAAUCUUUGUUGCUAUAUCUUUGUUGUUCUGGACAUUGCAUGAUUUACUUCUAUUUGCUUUUCUUUAAAUAUUGUUGUAAAGAACUUUAUACAUCAUUAAAUAUAUAGGAUAUAUAGCACAUUGUUAAGUAUUUACCAAAUAUCAUAAAAAUAUAUACAUUCAACAACUUGUUUUCGAAGGAUCUGAACUAGACAUGGCUAUAUCGCUAGGGCGGCUUGAAUGUAAACUUUUUCUAUCUUGAAUUGGGUUCGCACUUACAAAAGUGGUGUGUGGUAGCAGAGGCUAAUGGGAAGAUUGCGUCCUUCCUAUCAUAUUCACAGUUUUAUUCUGCCCGCCCGAUUAGAAGAAAAACCGGGUACAUGACAUCAUAUCUUUCCCACCAACCUCUGCUUAAAGAGUAUGUUGUUAUACAUUUAAAUCACUGACCUAUCAAAAGCUAUUUCAGUAAGUAUGUGUAACGCUAAUUCGCCUUUAUCCGCAGGGUAAAUUUUAUCCGUUGUCCGCCGACUUUGUAUCCCUAAAUACUUCGUUUAAAAAUGGGAUUAAGGUAAACAAUUAUCUUAUCGAUCCUCUGAAAACUCCCGGCAGGGAAAUCGCCUAUGUGGCAGAACAUGUGCUCAUGUUAACAUUCAAAAGCAACAACUCAACAUGCCUACCGUGCAUAAGUAAUUGUCAGACAAUGCCUUGACAUGUCACAAGACCUGAAAUUGCUUCUGUCCUAAAUGGCGUUGAAUAAACAAUAACAAACAAAAUGGCGGCUUUGUAUAGAAUCUGGUAACCAGCAGGUGGAGCUUUUUGAGCCUUUUAGAACGCUCAAAAUAUGUGCCCAGGUUCUUUCUUCCACUCGUGGUCUUUAAAACGCCUGAUUUAUUUAUUUUACUACAUCUUCACUUUCCUUAAGAUACAAAUCUUGCCCAUAUGUGUCAUGAUGCUACAGUUUAGUGACCCUUAAUAUCGGUUAGGCAUAGCUUUUCCUUGGGGAGAUGUGAGCAUUUUGGAAUAGCCCACUUUUGCACUGGGUAGUUUUGAGAAGAGAUACGUUUCACCGUUCAUCGCUCUCAGGACAAUAUGGCAAAAAUACACGACCUGUUAGACCGCAAAUUUCUAUCAAGAUUGAAAACACACAUUUUACAAUCAUUUUGAAAACAUGUAAAUCGCACAGCCAUCCAAGCAAUAGCGACAGGGUUCCUUCUGAGAAAAGACUGCCUCUUGGCAAACCGGUUUUCCCAGGGUUAUCAGGUGAUAUAAUACGACAGCCUCAGUGAAAGGCCACAUUUUUUCCGAGCGGCUUUUCAAGUCAACAAGAAAACUACGAAGGCCUCUGCAACCUGUAAAAAAGACCUUCACUGCCCCCUAAUUUUCCUCAGCCAAUUAAGUGAAGAUUACAGGGAAGAAGAGGUUGGUAGGGCCAGGGUUUUAUGUUUACAACAAUGGGGAGUGUGUUCGCAAAACCAAUGGAGGAGAAGAAACCGCUGGAUCUGACUGUAAUAGACGACCCGCAGGACA